UCGAUUGUUUCCAAGUGUAUGCCUAUAUAGGGAAAACUUUGUAAUGAUGUCCAACCUAAGAUUCCUCCACAUUGAUGGAACACACUCUGAAGGAGAGUUUCCAAAUCUUCCUAAUAAUUUAAGAUGGUUUAGUUGGAAGGAAAAUCGUCUGAAAAUUCUACCAAUCAAUUUUUAUCACAAGAAACUAGUUCAUAUGGACCUAUCACUAAGCAGGAUUAGACAAGCUUGGACAAACAAGCCUCAAAAUCAAAAUCAGGUAUAGUACCUAUUUGUCGUUUUCUUGUCUCAUCUUGUUAUCAUGUAUUAUGGAUAAUAUUAUCUUAUCUUUGUUUCUUUGUUUGACAGCUGUUCCAAAAGUUGAAAUUUCUGAGUCUUCGACAAUGUUAUUAUCUAUCUGAAUCCCCUGACUUUACAUGGUUUCCUUACUUAGAGACGAUGGAUUUUGGAAUGUGUUAUAACAUGGUUAAUUUACAUAAAUCCAUUGGUGAUCUAAAAUCUCUACUUAAGCUUGAUUUGAGUAGAACGAAAAUUGAAGAACUACCAGACAGUAUUUGUAGGUUGAGCUCUCUCCAAUGUCUAAGCCUCCAUUUGUGCACAUCAUUCAAAAAGUUGCCUAAAUCAAUCGGUGAUCUAAAAUCUCUAGUUGAGUUUGACUUGGACAUGACAAAAAUUGAAGAACUCCCGAAAAGUAUUUGUGGACUGAGUUCUCUCAAACGUCUUAUUCUCCAUUGGUGCUCAUCAUUCAAAGAAUUGCCUGAGUCAAUUGGUGAUCUAAAAUCUCUAGUUGAGCUUGACUUGGAUAGUACAAAAAUUGAAGAACUUCCGAACAGUAUAUCUAGAUUGAGUUCUCUCGAAAGGCUUAGUCUCAACAGGUGUGAGUCAUUAAAAAAGUUGCCCAAUGGUUUUGAGUUGUUAGAGAAGCUUCAGGUAUUAAGUGUUAUGAAUUGCCAUAACCUAAUCAGGCUGCCAAUAUCUGGGGGAAGCAUGAGGUGUUUGAGUAUCACUGAUCUGAUAGGAACCACUACUUUACUAUCAACAAAUGAUUUUCUAAUGCUCCCAAGUUUGGUGGAGUUAAAAAUAGGGAACAAGCUUGAAUCUUCUCUCCCACCCUGGAUUAGUGGUCUUCCACAGCUUCAGAAGCUAGUAUUGCAAGGAUACACAAGGCUUGAGUCAGUUCCAAAUCUUCCCUCAACUUUAACCUCUCUGUAUGUUAUGGACUGUAUCUCAUUGCAGAAACUUCCAGAUUUAUCCAACCUAAAAAAAUUGAGGACAUUACACCUUCGUAACUGCAAAAAGCUGGAGGAGAUUCAAAACCUUGGGGGAGUAGAAGCCUUGGAAGAGUUGUACAUAGAUGACUGCAACACCAUAACAGAUACUCCAAGGAAGAUACAUGGCCAGGGAGCACUUUUAGUUGAUGGGUUAUCAAGAAGUGAUUCUUUGAAUGUUAGUGAUGGGAUACACAAUGGAUUGAUUCUGUGUCUUGUUUUUGCAUUCACAAUCAACAAAGAAACAGAACAAGAAAUGAAGGUGCAAGAGGGUGAUCCAGCAAAAAUUUGGGUCCUUCUUGAAGCUUCAAUCCGUCAAAAACACAGAAGGACUGGGUGUUAUAUUAAUGUUCAUAUGCCAAUUGAAGGAGUUGAUCAGUUUACUACUACGCAAGAUACAAUCUACAUACAUCAUUUCAAAGGGUUUGACUUGUUUGGGUUUCCAUUGGAAGGAGUUGAUGCAAUUGAGAAAAUAAGUUUAACAUUUGCAUAUUUCAGGCCCAAGAAUUGUUGGGAUUCGAUCAAUUGUGAAGUGAAACUCUGCAAACUCUUGUUGGGAAGCACAGAAUCUUUUAAUGAGCAUCAAAUGCCGAACCAAGAAUCUAGUGCCAAAUUGGUAGCAGUUUUCUUCAAUUGGUCACACAACGAGGAUGGUGAAUCUUCAUAUAAUGCGACUGAAGCAUCUCGGUUAGCUCUUAAAGAAGUGGAAAGGAGUAACUCUGUCCCUAAGCAAGGGGAAGAGAGGAUGAGUACUGAAAUGAUAGAAGUCCGUUAUUUUCCUUACACGAGAGAUUCCCUUCCUUCGACAGAAGAAUUCAACGAAGCUAUUAAGAGAAGAGCACGUCUUACAUCGAUGCGGAUUCUCCAAGGUCCUCUCAUGUUUUAAAUUUUCUUUCUGUUUGGUUUGCUUUGAAGCGAUGGAAAAUUCCCGCCUUCAUUUUUAAAAAUUUAUCUGGAUAUAUGAAAUCUUCCCUUCACCAUCAAAAUCAUGUCUAGUCUCCCUUCUUGUCUUGAGUCUCUUGAUCGAGUAUUGGGCCACUUUAUUGUUGCCAUAGUUUUCUUGUUUCCUG
Messenger RNA from Macadamia integrifolia, 2335 nucleotides. Its product is annotated as disease resistance protein RPV1-like. Bases 436 to 2151 code for a protein of 571 amino acids. NCBI's taxonomy places the organism in Eukaryota, Viridiplantae, Streptophyta, Magnoliopsida, Proteales, Proteaceae. The record is from RefSeq and is a predicted model, not a curated record. The transcript has 2 exons.